AUACCAAUUCAAUGGGUGAACAUAAAUUUUAUCUAUAUUCCUUUCUGUUGUCGUUAUGAGAGACCAAUCAUGGUAAAACGGCCCCACUUUGGUAUCCUUUUGGUGACCUCACUGUAUAUUACAGGAUGUACUUGUUUUCUUGUUGACAAUCUGCGUCGGCCUCCUUCAGAAGGAUGCAAGUCUAAGAUGGACAUCGUGUUCCUUUUGGACUCAUCCAGCAGUGAAGGGCCCGCCAACUUUAAGAAGCAGGUCCAAUUUGUGGAAAACUUCGUCAACCAGUUCAACGUCGGACCAGACGCCGCCCAAUUCAGCGUUGUCACGUUUUCAACAACAGUCCACAACGAGUUUUUCCUGAAUACCUACUCAACUGUAUCGGGCGUGGUGCACGGUAUCCAUAAGGUCAUCUACCAUACGGGGCAAACUUAUACGGACAAGGCUCUCAAUCAUGCACACAGAGUCUCUUUUAAGCCCCAGCAUGGUGGGAGACCAGACGCCGAGAAAAUUGUCAUCGUGCUCACCGACGGCAAUUCAGCGGACCGUACAAACACCCGCAUACAAGCUAAGGCUUUGAAUGCCUCUGGGGUGGAGGUUAUUGCUGUUGGAAUUGGUAGCUCCGUGUCCAACACUGAAUUGAACGCCAUUGCCAGCGAUUCGAGCCACGUAUUUAAGGUCCAAGACUUCGAUAUUCUAAAUUCUAUCCAAAAUCUUCUCACUAACGUGACUUGUCAUCAGGCAGAUUUACUCUGCAUCGACAAGGUUGACAACUGCUUUCAAUUCCCCUCCACGUACUGUUUUGCGCCAUAUGAAGCAUGGGCUAAGACAAACUGCCCUCAUUUUUGUGGAUACUGUAACGGAGGCUCACCGACUCCUCCUAAAACUAGUCCAACAACUCCAACAACAACAAAGUUAACAACUACAAAGCCCCCUACAACAACUACAAAAUUAACAACAACAAGGCCGCCUACAACAACGACAACAUUAACAACAACAACAGCAACAAUACCAACUACAUUGACAACAUCGGGGUCUCCUAACACAACCGUCUGUCCGACGUGUGAUGAAAAUCUUACCUGUGUUUGGGACCAGAGAUGUGGACUCGAUGAAGUCUGCAUGGUCCGGUCUGUGUCGGGGAGACAAUUCAGCACGCACUGUAUACGGAAAGACGAUUGCGAGAUAAUGAAGGAUUUUGUUCAAAGCAAUGGGGAAAUCUUUUGCUGUCACGACAGAGCAUGCUUAAAGACGUACCUUGGAAUUUGACGAUUUACAUGAUCAUUUUGCAUUAAAGUUGUUUUUCUUUCAA
Magallana angulata is the source of this 1300-nucleotide messenger RNA. Its product is annotated as collagen alpha-1(XIV) chain-like. The coding region runs from base 70 to 1257 and encodes 395 amino acids. NCBI's taxonomy places the organism in Eukaryota, Metazoa, Mollusca, Bivalvia, Ostreida, Ostreidae. The record is from RefSeq and is a predicted model, not a curated record. The transcript is spliced from 9 exons.